UUGAACUCAGGGGUUUGAGUGAUCGUUUGUAACAUUCCAUGUCAGCUGCCGGUCAGCCGUUGUCACUUCUGAAGGCUACACUGGGCAGAAUAACACGGAUAAUACAGUGCGCCGCCCGCAUCUCUGCUGUACAACUCGCAGUCAAUGAAACCCCUCCUGGUUUCAAAUUAACACCGGACCUCUGGCUACACCAGGGAAUUCCACAAAUUCACAAAUUCUUUGGGUGAAGAAGUUCCUCCUCAACUCAGUCCUAAAUCUGCUCCCCCUGACUUUGUGAACUGUUAGUUCACGUCGGGCAGACAAGAAAUGACCAUUGGGAGGUGCUGAAGAAACAAGCAUUUGUGUGCACAGAUUCUUGGAGGAAUGAAACUCUCUGCACUGAUAGGGGAAGAGAAACAUUGCAAGCCAGAGAGGCGGAAUUCCACAGAGGGAACCGGUCCAUUGACCCGUGUCAGAAGCAUGUUCUGCCUGCCCGGGAACAAACUGUCACGAAUAUAAGCAGAAGAGUUCUGUCAUGAUGACUCUCGUACUCCCAUUUCAGAUUGCAUGUACUUUUUUGUUUACUCAAGUCUUGUCAUCCUUUUGCUUGCAAAAACUUGACGCUGAUCAUGAAACAGUUGUGAAGAUUUCCAGUGCAGGACAAUUGAUGCAGUGCUCUGCAGCUAUUGAUUUGUUGUUCCUGCUGGAUGGGUCAUACAGUAUUGGCAAAGGCAGCUUCGAAAGAUCCAAACAUGUUGCAUUCAAACUUUGUGAUGCUCUUGAUAUAAAUCCUGACAGGGUCAGAGUUGGGGUAAUCCAGUACGGUUCAUUCCCAAAAUUUGAAUUUUACCUGAAUUCCUAUCUAACAAGGGAAGAAGUAAAGGAACAACUUAAAAGAAUUAUAUUUAGAGGUGGAAGUACACAGACACCCGUGGCUUUGAAGUACAUUCUGCAUAAAGGUUUUACUGGUUCAAGAAACUCAUCAGUUCCUCGAAUUCUUGUCAUUCUUACCGAUGGCAGAUCUCAGGGUAAUGUAGAACAGGCAGCAACACAACUGAAAGAAAGUGGAAUAAUUGUCUUUGCCGUUGGAGUCAAAUUUCCAAGAUGGGAUGAGCUUUACACACUGGCUAGUAAACCCACUGAAAGCCACGUCCUAUUUGCAGAGCAUUUUGAUGAUGCAGUCAAUGGUCUCUACAGCACACUCACCAGCUCUGACGUCUGCUCUGCUAUUCCUCCAGCAUGUAAACUGGAAUCCCACUUCUGUCAUCGUAAGUCACUAGAAACAGUGAAGGAAUUUAAAGGAAAUUUCAUGUGUUGGAAGGGAUCAAAAGGAUAUGGUGGGCCUUUUUCAACAACGUGUCCUUAUUACAGUUGGAAGAGAGUUUAUAAAACACAUCUUGCUCGAUGCUACAGAACAACUUGCCCAGAUCCCUGUGAUUCACAGCCCUGUCAAUUUGGAGGCACAUGUAUCGCUGAAGACUUUGAAAAGUACCACUGUGUGUGCCCCACAGCAUUUGGAGGAGAUGCUACUUGUGCUCCACAGCAAGGUCUGGACUGCAAUGCAGAUCUUUUGUUACUUAUCGAUGGCUCUUCCAAAGUGACAGAAGAAGGAUUUCUUCAGCACAAAUCAUUUGUGAAGCGAUUUCUCCAAACUGUACUGACUGUAGAUGGUCAAGUCAGUGUUGGAGUGGCACAAUUCAGUGAUGGUGUCCAGAUGGAGUUGCCAGUGGGUCAGCACAGUGAUGUAUCAGAUGUCGUUAAAAUGAUCGAUUCAAUACGUUUUAAAGGCGGCAGCACAAAGACUGGCAAAGCUCUGCAUUACCUUACCCAGUUUGGAUUCAAAACUAGCUCAGCACUUGCAAAAGUUCAGAAAGAUCAUCCCCGUGUUUUAGUUCUGCUAACUGACUCGAAAGCAGAAGAUUCAGUUGCUGAAUCAGCCAAAAAUGCGAGUGAACGCAAGGUCUUCCUUCUUGCCAUUGGCAGCCAGAGCCGUCAAUCCGAACUGGUUGGAAUUACAGGAGAUCCACAGCGUACUAUCACAUAUUCAAAUCCACAGAGCCUCUUGAAUAAGAUUCCUGAACUGAACAAGAAAAUCUGCAGCGUUGAUAAUCAAGGAUGCUUAUCCCAGCCUCUAGACCUGGUCUUUGCUUUGGAUGCAUCUGCUGGAGUUGGAAAGGACAAUUUUGAUAAGGUGAAAGAUUAUGUGAAGAGCAUCAUCACACAGUUUGAGAUUAAUCGUGACAUUACCCAAGUUGGCCUUGUAAUUUAUGGCAGCAGACCUAGGACAAUAUUUGGCCUCGAUGCUUCUGAUUCAGGUACAAAUCUCCAGAAGGCAAUUAGCUUGGCCCCUUACCUGGGUGGAACUGCCUCCACUGGCAGUGUUCUCCUUCACAUUUAUGAUGAUGUCUUGAGCAUCCGACAAGGAGCACGACCUGGUGUGAACAAAGUGGCUGUCGUGCUGACAGAUGGGGCGAGUACAGAUGAUGCAGCCGUACCUGCCCAGACCCUGAGGAAUAAUGGUAUCACAGUCUUCACUGUAGGAAUCGGUGAUGCACAGAAGGAAUCACUGGGGAAGAUCGCUGGUUCUGCGUCUCACAUGAUAAUGGUACCGUCCUAUGAAGAUUUGAAAUAUUUUGAAGAUACUAUUGUCCACAGAUUAUGUGAAGUGGCCAAGGUACCAAUUAAUCUGUGCAAACCCAAUCCAUGUAUGCAUGAUGGAGAGUGCAUACUGCACAAUGCAAGUUAUCGUUGUGAGUGCAAAAGUUGGGAGGGAGUCCAUUGUGAACACAAACCACGUGGCGAUUUACCCAGGAUACAUCGGAAACGACGUCGCAGACAGAGGAAACAGCGGCGCUUAAACAGAAGAGGUAAAAGAAGGUCUCGUAAGAGACGCGGACACCGAAAGAACCAAGAACCAUUACUUUAAGAGGAGUCGUCUAAUCCUGAUUUACAUAAACUUCUUAUUUCAAAGUGGGCUCAUGAGUCCAAACACAAAAAUAUCAAAAGAAUUGAGUUUCAAGGUUUUGUCAAUCUUUUAAAGUAAUGUGGAUGCCACAUUGCUCUUUUUCCAGUUUCACAGAUAAUGAAUCAAAGUGUUUUCUUUUAUUUAAAAAUGUUUCAUAUGGUACCUACAUUUCUCAAAGAACCAUUGUUAGUGAACUAUGUUUUGACUGUGCUAUCAACUGUUUGCAUAGGUUAUCAGUCAAAGAUCCUCCUAGUCUAUGGAAGCUACAACAUAAUUGCAGAAAGCGUUCAAUACCACAUUGCAUUUUCUGUACUUUGAUUACACGGAUCUUCACUCAGAAAUAUAGUCAUAAGACUGUUGCACAGUUAUAUUGACUGGGUCUUAUAAGCUAUCAAACCAAAGAAUUUGUUUUACUAGCAACCAUCAUAGAGAUUUGUGAUUCAAAGCUUAGAGUUGUGACAUGUAGCGUAUUUAUCCUCCAUCAUGUGGUUCACCUCUUAAGAAGAGUUAGACAUUUUCUGCCCUGCUGUAUUAAAUAAGCAGAUUUACCACGAGUGAUUUCCAUGUCCAGUGAUGUGUUAAAUAUAUGAGAAAGAAAUUAGUAUGCAGGCUAAUGUGGAGAUCACUGAAGUAAAUCUGACUAAUUAACUGGAUUGGUCGUGUCAAUCAACUGAUUGGCUUAGGCUUCAUCACUAAAAGGAGUGAAACUGACUGAAAAUUAUUUUAGCCUAUGCAGUUAUGAUAUGUUUUAGGAGAUUGGUUAAAAUAGCGUGCAUUUUUAAAAAUAAGAAGGUGGACCUUGGUCUCUGUUUACCAAUUUGAACUGAGUAUACAAUUAAUUACAAAAAUAGUUUAUAAUUAAAUAUAUCUAUCAAUGGCACAAAAUCUAUGUAAUUUUUGAUCAUUUAUCCUCUUCUGGGGCAGUAUUCCUUUUCCAGCAAAACCAAUGACUUUAACUCAAGAUUACUCUUUCUGAAGUGCUGACUUUCAGCAACUACAGCAACUUACAUUUCUGGAAUGGAAUUGCAAAACACCGAAAUUAGCCUAAAUAUGGCAGAGCCAAGUUUUUGAGCCAUUGAGCUUUGAUUUAAACAGCAUACUUUGCAUCUUUAUGUGAAAAUAUUAUUUUGUGUUAGAAACACUAGGAUCUAGACAUAAUUGGAGCAAAGUCUUGCAUUCUGACUUGAACUGCAGUCUGUAUAUCUCAUUGUUUUCUCUAUAUAUUUGUUGAAAAUACCUGUAAGUCUCAAGCUUGAACUAGUGUUCAUUUUAUUUAACGACGCAACACUUGUUUAUCCUGUAAUAGAUAUUUAUAAUAGGCCUGAGUGAAUUGCAUUCUGAACUAGGAUGACAGUACUACUUAUCAUUGCUAUGUAAUUAUCAUACAGACUGUUUAUAAUCGUUAUUUGGAGACAAGCGUGUCAUUUCUAGAACUACUUAGGAGUGUGCAUGCCUGAAAUCCCACUCCAAUCGCUUGAUGUCAGAAGUUAUAUCCUGGGCUGUUCCCUGUCUCUUUCUUGGCUGUAUUUAUACUUGUUUCAGGUCCCUUCUUGUCUUAGUCUCCUUGGUUUCCUUGCUACAAACCAUCCUGUUCUUUAUUUUGACUGGAUUUUCAUCAGUGUUGUAACAUGAAUAGCAAGACCUAGGGAUACUGAUUUCCAGGAGACUGCAGCACAAAUGUUGCAAUAAUUUCAACUGCAAGUCAUUCCUCCUCCACAGAAUAUACACCUUUUAAUUUUAUGAACCAGUUUUAGACAUGAAGAUAAUUUUAAAAAUCAGAUGUCAGAUCACUAGCGAUUUCUAUACAGUAACCGUGUGUGGGUGGCUGGGGGAAAUCAUUCACCUGCAGUACUUGCAUUUAAUUUACAUGAUCUCUCAAAGCAGCUUUCUUAAAAUCUCAUUGCUACAUAGUGCUGACUUCGGUGGUGUUAAAUAAUAACAAGUAAUAAAAUGUAUAAGUAAUAAAAGCAGCACCAGGUGGCAUGGUGGCUUAGUGGUUAGCACUGCUGCCUCACAGCACCAGGGUCCUGGGUUCAAUUCCAGCCUCAGGUGACUGUGCAAACUCCACACAGACAUUCUCCCUGUGUCUGUGUGGGUUUCCUCCGGGUGCUCUGGUUUUCUCCCACAAUCCAAAGAUGUGCAGGUGAGGUGAAUCGGCCAUGCUAAAUUGCCCAUUGUUUUCAGGGCUGUAUAAGUUAAGAGUAUUAGUCAGGGGUAAAUAUAGGGUAGGGUAAUGGGUCUGGUUGGGUUACCUUUUGGAUGGUUGGUGUGGACUUGCUGGGCCGAAGGGCCUGUUUCUACACUGUAGAGAUUCUCUCUACUCUCCGAGUAAAUGUAAAAACUGGACCAUAUUGUUUACAAUGGGUAUUCUUUAGAUACUGAGCAAAUCAGUAUGUGAUUGUUGUGCAACCUUCCGCACAUGCAAAACAUGUAUUAGAUUACUUAGUGUGGAAACAAGCCCUUCGGCCUAACAAGUCCAUACCAACCCGCCGAAGCGUAACCCACCCAGAUCCAUUCCCCUACAUUUACCCCUUCAUCUAACACUACGGGCAAUUUAGCAUGGCCAAUUCACCUAACCUGCACAUUUUUGGACUGUGGGAGGAAACGGGAGCACCCGGAGGAAACCCACGCAGACACGGGGAGAAUGUGCAAACUCCACACAGAGAGACGCCUGAGUAUCUUUGCUGUUUUACCAGAUGACCACUGCUAACACCUUGUGGUAUUUGUCACCUCUACCAGUUUGUGGAACUGGGUAAGGGUUGUGUCAAGAGUUCACUUUCAAUUGGAUAGACAAUUUCAUUUAAAAGCAAAGCACUGUGAAUGCUGGAGACCUGAAACACAACAAAGUGCUGGAGCAUCUGUGGAGAGAGACACCGAGUCCGAUAUCACAACUUUCAGCCUCUGUUCCUCUAAAUCAGUCUCUGUUUUAGGAAAUAAUUCUUGAGCUUAUUUCUAUAUAUUACUUGGUUUGAUAUUGUUAUUUAUCAUUAAAUACUGCCACAAACCAAAAUCAUUGGGGCAAUUAAGGAGCAUAGUGGAGUUGGUUAGAGCAUAAAUGUAUUCUGGUGUACUGGUGUGAUACUAAAAAAGCAAACCCAAAGUGAUAUUGCACCUCCACUGGGUGAAAGAUGUAAUUUUAACUGGACAAAUUUAUGUGGCAGUUUCUAUUAUAUAUGUAGGGAAAUAAUUUAGAAUGGAAAAUUCACACAGAAUAGUGACAUAAAUGUGAUAAUAGGAAGUAAGGUUUUAUAUAGAUUCAUGGAGAUGUACAGCAUGGAAACAGACCCUUCGGUCCAACCUGUCCAUACCGACCAGAUAUCCCAACCCAAUCUAGUCCCACCUGCCAGCACCCGGCCCAUAUCCCUCCAAACCCUUCCUGUUCAUAUAUCCAUCCAAAUGCCUCUUAAAUGUUGCAAUUGUACCAGCCUCCACCACAUCCUCUGGCAGAUCAUUCCAUACACGUCCCACCAUCUGUGUGAAAAAGUUGCCCCUUAGGUCUCUUUUAUAUCUUUCCCCUCUCAUCCUAAACAUAUGCCUUCUAGUUCUGGACUCCCCGACCCCAGGGAAAAGACUUUGUCUAUCCUAUCCAUCCCCCUCAUAAUUUUGUAAACCUCUAUACGGUCACCCCUCAGCCUCAGACGCUCCAGGGAAAACAGCCCCAGCCUGUUCAGCCUCUCCCUAUAGCUCAAAUCCUCCAACCUUGGCAACAUCCUUGUAAAUCGUUUCUGAACCCUUUUACGUUUCACAGAGUACGACCAAUGCAAUAGUUCCUCGUUUUAACUUAGAAAUGACUAGUCUUUUAGUGUAAUAAAUACACUCACUUAUUUAAACUUUGCACACAGUAUAAUAGACUAUAUCAGUCAGACAGGUCCGUAUUAAUUUUUCACACUAAUCUAGCUGUUCUUCUCUUUAACUCUUUCAGUUAAUAAAAUUAUUGGCCAUAAUUAAAAAGUAAACAAUUUGCUCACUUUUCUCUUUUGAUUUUUAUUCUAUUUCCUACUGUUAGCCUUCUCUUCUAAUCCAGAGGAGGGAACACAAUUUUCUAUGGUCCUGUCAAAAGCUAAUUUCAUUGCUAUUCUGCUCAUCAGCUAGUAGGAGGUGACCAGCAAUGAUGACAGCACAGUAUUUCCUUCCUCCCAUGAAGUCAACAAGGUCAACUACCAAAUGCAAUGAGUAACACGGCUGAAUUAAAAUAGUGACCAAAAUGGGGUUUAAUUUCUACUUGGACCUGCAGUUCAAAGUUAUUUGUCUUGCAGUUGGACAACUACUCAGAUUUUUAAUUUGAAACGUUAAAAAUGAAGAUACUACAAAACAAUGAGCAAAGUUGAAGUUUUAAAAUAGGAGUUAUAAGUUUUAAAAAAAACUAACUACUGACUUGUGGAUUUUCACAGCAAGACUUUAAAUAAGCUACAUUUAGUAUAAAAUGAGAAUGCAUUGUUAUUAAUUACAGUUCAUUGUACUCUUAGAAAAAUGAUGUGAUAGUAUUUUAUAUAUAAAAUCUUGUAUCCUCUUAUGCACAUGAUGUUUACCCAAUAGUGUUAGAUAUGCCGCAUCAAGGAUUUUAAAAUAGUUUCUACUUUCAUGAAUUUCAGAAUGAAAUUAAGCAAACUUGUAAUAAGUCUAAAUGACACAAUGGUGCUAUAUAAUAUUAGAAA
Messenger RNA from Hemiscyllium ocellatum (epaulette shark), 7599 nucleotides. RefSeq names its product von Willebrand factor A domain containing 2 (gene vwa2). Bases 515 to 2905 code for a protein of 796 amino acids. Gene Ontology annotation, cellular component: basement membrane. The transcript is spliced from 14 exons. Lineage: Eukaryota; Metazoa; Chordata; Chondrichthyes; Orectolobiformes; Hemiscylliidae. Gene Ontology annotation, biological process: calcium-independent cell-matrix adhesion. The record is from RefSeq and is a predicted model, not a curated record.